This is a messenger RNA of Lachancea sp. 'fantastica', 1788 nucleotides long. The record is from the annotation of a GenBank genome assembly. NCBI's taxonomy places the organism in Eukaryota, Fungi, Ascomycota, Saccharomycetes, Saccharomycetales, Saccharomycetaceae.
AUGCACACUGCAGUGCCAUUGAACUCGCGGUACAGCUACCACGCGAUUUUCAGCGAUGUUUGUAAGACAAGAUUCAACCAUUUGGUGACGAGGUUGCUACUGAGCGUAACAUUGGCAUUGGGAUUGGUGCUGACUUUGAUCGGAGCUCCGUCCAAUGCUACAAUGGCGUCCAAACUCGCAGUGUGGCCCGUGAAAAGCUUGAUGUGCUAUCUGGCCGUACUGCUGGUCGUGAUCACCCGGAAAAACUACCUGCACGUCCAAUCUCCGGGCUACUCAAGCGUCAUCACUCAGAUCUACGGACAGCUGUGCUCAGCAAAGUUUUGCGUUUAUCUCGGGAUCCACUGUAUCAGCAAUAUCUGCAUAGCCACAGCGGCCAGAGACGCCGUAUUCGAUUCUAUUCUGCGAUCCCAGCAACUGUUUGCAUACCGAUUUGCAGUCUGGGGGCUAAUCCCAGCAUUGUACGCCAUUCAGCAUGUGGCGUUCGACCUCGACAAACUCAUGUUCCAGUAUGGGUCCCAGCAUCAACAUCCACAACGUUAUAUCGAGUCCAGCCUGAAAAAAUCCUUUACCAAAUGUCUCGUGCUUGCAUUGGGAGUCAUCGUUAGUUUACCGCUUUGCACGCUAUAUUUGGCUCGUGAGGGCAGUGGGAUAUCCGUUUUAUUUUUGUGGAAAAUUGCGGUGCUUGCACUACUAAGCUUUACACUUUGGGAUUUCGCUAACUUGGCUUUCAGCGCAUAUUUGUCGAUUGGAUGUUUACACAAGGGCAAACCCAUAUCAUCUCUUUCUUCAACUCCAAUGGAAACUCUCGUUACAGGACUUUCUUCCAAAAAGCCCUUCACCAAACUGACCGCUUUUCAGGAACUUUCAUUUAGGGCUACUUCUCCUGAUAUCCAACUAAGAUUACCAAUAUAUCAUACUCGCUACAAGAACGUGUAUGUAUGGCCAAGCAUUCUCAAAGAAUGUCUCGCCACCAUUAAUGAUACGAAUGUGAGCGUGGCCACUUUCAUGAAAGGUUUGGAGCGUCAAGAAGAAAGCUAUCGUAAAACAAAGCGUCCUGAGAAAACAGAAUUUUUAGAAGAUGCUUUUGGUCAGGAUGGUCUUUUCGGAAAUAAUUUUGUGAUUACAACAAGCUCCCAAUCUAGGAUACCAGGCACACCAGAGCCUCAUAGUUCAGAGCUGACUCAUAGGAUCAAGGUACAAAACAGUAACGUUUUCGCCAAAAAUCAUAGCUUGCAAUUUUCCAGUCCCUUCCAAUUUUCAAACGCGGCAAACAAUCGUAUACUCACACACCAGACUACCAUUACAAAUGUGGUAUACGAUUGCAUCAAAAACGUAAAGAAGGCAUUCCUCACCUUUUUCUUUCCAGUUCAAAACUCAGAUUCUUCGGCGCAAAUAUCCUCGUUCGAAUUGUGGAGAAUCUCCAAAAAAUUGCAGGCCGAGAAACUAGCGCCUUUGCCAGUCUGUCAUGCGGAAUGCGCUGUUUCCCUGAUGGCGUUGUUGAUCAAGUCUUUGAAGGAAGAUCCCAAAGGCGCCGUAGUAUCUUCCGUUGGCGAGGUUUUGAAAGUCUUGGAGAGAUCCGUGGGCUCCUUAGGAGCGUUUGCCGAAUGGAAUGACUCUCAAAUUAACAAGGAUGCUAUCGUUCCUGAUGUGGUUACAAUACUCUACGAUCUUUCGAUCAAUGCAUUUUUGGAGGUUGUUCUCAACUACAAUGAACUUUUGAACGACGUAUAUCUUGACGAUGACGUCGUCAAACUGAGCAAGUGGGUGCUCGAAAUCUGUAACGAAUAA